This is a messenger RNA of Encephalitozoon cuniculi GB-M1, 573 nucleotides long. RefSeq lists its product as uncharacterized. Gene Ontology annotation, biological process: regulation of transcription by RNA polymerase II. The coding region runs from base 1 to 573 and encodes 190 amino acids. Lineage: Eukaryota; Fungi; Microsporidia; Unikaryonidae. The record is from RefSeq and is marked provisional. Gene Ontology annotation, molecular function: chromatin insulator sequence binding. The transcript has a single exon. Gene Ontology annotation, cellular component: kinetochore; chromosome.
AUGAUCUUCCGUUGCUGCUUUGAGGGCUGUGGAAAGUCGUUCCCCAGGAGGGCAAAGCUCAGCGACCAUCUGAAUACACAUACAAGGAGCAGGCCGUACAAAUGCGAUAUGUGUGAGAAGUCCUACAUGAAGAAUGGGCACCUCUCUGUGCACAAGAAGAAACACUUUCCUCCAGAGCUUGCAUGCGAAAGAUGUGGGUAUAUGUGCCACACAAGAGAUAGAUUGCACAAGCACCAAAAGGCGUGCCUAGAAUACAAGUGCGGCAUUUGCGGGAAGAGAUACAGAAAAAGGUCCUGGUUCGAUGUCCAUGUGGAAAGUCAUCAUGUCAAGGUCUUUAAUGCACCCAGGAGCAAGCAUGUGUGCGAAUACUGCAAAUUCGAGUUCAACAAGAAGAGCAAUCUCUCGACGCAUGUGAGAUCCGUCCAUCUUCUGAUGAAGCCGUUUAAAUGCCCAUGCGGCAAGGAGUAUGCCCAUAAUGCAUCUCUGGACAGGCAUAGGAAGAAGUGUGCCUCCUGGAGCUAUCCAGGGCUGGACGUCGCCAAGCCGCCUGCCGCCUCAAAUUCGCUUUUGUAG